Messenger RNA from Hibiscus syriacus, 1234 nucleotides. RefSeq names its product rab3 GTPase-activating protein catalytic subunit-like. Gene Ontology annotation, biological process: positive regulation of GTPase activity. Lineage: Eukaryota; Viridiplantae; Streptophyta; Magnoliopsida; Malvales; Malvaceae. Gene Ontology annotation, molecular function: GTPase activator activity. The record is from RefSeq and is a predicted model, not a curated record.
AUGUUGCUUCGCCAAAAUACCAUGUUGAUUCCAGAUCUAAAUCACAUUGAUUUAGAUCUAAAUUCAUGUCUUUUAUAUCAACAAUUACAGGUUAUUAACUGUUGUCUAUCAAGAAAGAAAAAUAUUGCAGCUGAAUCAUUUGAUUUAGAAAUGAUGGAAGCUAUUUCAAAUAUCAAAGAAUCAGAUGUUUCUAUGGGCACAAUGUCCGUCAGCUCUGCAUUGUAUGCACGAGUUAAGACUGGAGAACUUGUUCUUCGGCAGGGAUAUAAUCAAUUGAUUGAAAAUUUAACAAUUUUGGAAACUGGUGAACCGAUAUACUCACCUAUUACCCAGGAAGGACCUUUGCUUACAGAAGAUCUUAUUAGAGAAACAGAGGAGUUAGUGCUUCGGACAGGGAGUGUUGGUGCUGGGUGCUCUCGGCUCCUUUCUGACAUGCAGGGUUUCAAGGCUGCAAACCCUGGCUGUGUUUUAGAAGAUUUUGUUAGAUGGCAUUCUCCUCCUGAUUGGAUUGAAACUGAGGCAAGCAAUGAUGUUACUGGUAGAAGAGGUCAACUAAGUAGUAGAAUGCAAAAAGAAGGUAAUUUGUGGCGUGAACUAUGGGAGACAUCCAAACCCGUACCAGCCAUUAAACAAACACCUCUCUACGAUGAGGAUAUGGCAGUGGAGGGAAUCCUGCAUUUCUUUGAGAACAUUCCGGUUACUGAUCUUUUUCAACAAUUGUUUCUUUCUCUUCUUGGUUUGGGAUUUGUAUCAGCCGAGGACAAGCUCCCUGCUGAUGAAAACUUAUCAAAGCUGUUUUACAAGUGCCAAGGCUUUGUUGUUGCAACUUGCCAGAGAAAUGUCUGGAACGAACUGGACGAGCUUUGCCAGGUCUACGAGACAGUGGAAACAAUGUUAGCGUCUCCUGAAGAAGUCAUAAUGACAUUAAAGCAGGCAGAAGAGACACCGAUGCAGGAAAACGGAAGUCCUACUGACAGUGAGCUAAACCAUUGCUUUUUGAAGCUCGGAUUCAUAUUCGUUAGCAAGGAUGAAGAUUAGGAAAAUAACUAGUCGCAAAGAAGCAAAGAAUUCAGAUGAGAAUCCCUCCCUUCCAUUUGGUAGUCUUUUUGUUUUAGUAGCAAAUCAUAUUUAUUUUCAAAGAUGACUCCUAAAGAUAAGAAUAUCCCAUAGAUGAGUUUGGGUUAAACUUAAACGGCGUAGUUUUGUAGGUAAUUGUAAAUUAUUGUGAAAUGAG